Molecule: messenger RNA, 324 nt
Organism: Knipowitschia caucasica
Lineage: Eukaryota; Metazoa; Chordata; Actinopteri; Gobiiformes; Gobiidae
Source: the annotation of a GenBank genome assembly
AUGAGGCGAUUUAAGUACUACCUGGUUUGGGGGAGGGGGGGGGGGGGGGUGGGGGGGGGGGGGGGGGGUGAGGGUGGUGGGGGGGGGGAGGAGGGGGGGGGGGGGGAGUGGCGUGGGGGGUGCGGCGGAGGGGGGCGGGGGGGGGGGGGGUGGUGCGGGGGCGGGGGUGGGUGGGGGGGAGGGGGGGGGGGGGGUGGGGGGGGGGGUGGGGGGGGGGGGGGAGGGGGGGUGGGAGGGGGGGGGGGUGGGGGGGGUGGGGGUGGAGGGGGGGGGGGGGGGGGGGGGGGGGGGGGGGGGGGAGAGGGGAGGGUGUCUGGGACCUAG